Molecule: messenger RNA, 2321 nt
Organism: Xenia sp. Carnegie-2017
Lineage: Eukaryota; Metazoa; Cnidaria; Anthozoa; Malacalcyonacea; Xeniidae
Product: 60 kDa SS-A/Ro ribonucleoprotein-like
Exons: 8
Coding region: 458-1921 (487 amino acids)
Cellular component (GO): ribonucleoprotein complex
Molecular function (GO): protein binding; RNA binding
Source: RefSeq, a predicted model, not a curated record
UUCUCACAAAGAUAGACGUCUUCAGAUACUGUUUUCAUAAGUUGUUGAAACAUGUCUAAAAUUUUAUGAAGUUGUUUUUGAAACUGUCAGAAAUGACGCAUCGACUGACAUAAAGAGAGAAAACUGCGUGGAGUUCCAUUGGUAAACGACCGUCGUCAUGGAUUUACCUGCAAACGUUCAUUCAUAAUUCCGCAAAGUUACAUCAUUUGGCAGGAAGACGUUUUACAACGAAGACAAAUUUAAAAAUCAGACGGUAGUAAAAACGGUGAAGAAGUCAAUAGUGUUGAAUUACUUGAAGACCGGCGAAUUUUUUUUAAACAGUUUAACUUUGAUGUUUGGUGCAAAAAAAUAAGUACAAUAAAGAAAAGUUUGCUGUUCACAUGAAGAACAAUGGAGAACUUGGAUAAAUUUUUGCGUGACUACUAGAAGAGAUCUAGCUUUCACGGUUCCAGCAGUUAUGGGUAUCUUGGAAGAAGGGAAUUGUUCCAUGAAUAAUGGCGAUUAUGAAACGGCUAUUGAACAUUACAAUAAUUGUGUAAAAGUUGCAGGCGAGAGCAGCAUCAAAAUGAUGGCAUUAUUUGGUCUUGCUAAUGCUUACACACUCUCUGAUAAAGGGGAGGAAGCAAUAAACUGCUUUAAUGAUUGCUUGAAUCUUUCUUCUGAACUAGAAAUUAAAUAUUUUCAACAUCAAAUAUACCUCGGAUUGGGGAGUAUCCAUUGUACCACUAAAAGAUUGGAGGAUGGUAUUAAGAAAUAUGAAAUGGUCUGUCUCUGUCAUGUUGCAUUGGGAGGAUUGAAUAAGUUGCUUGAAAAUUAUGAGAAAUCUUUGGAGCAUUAUAAAAACGGAUUCCCUUUUAUUGAUUGUGAACACCAAGAAGAAGAAAUGCAACCUCGACAACGGAAAGAAAAUCAACAAGGAAAUCAACAAGAGCAAAAUAAACGGCGUGAACGACUGCGACGACCAAGAAAAGUUGGUGGUAUUAACGCAGUCGAAGAAGUAAAAACAUUGCAAAAGGAGGCAAGAAUGGUUGAACUGAUAAAUCAACAUAAUCUUGUUCGAGAACAUAUUCCAACACAUUGGCUUAAUUCCAAAGAGGUGUGGGAUGCUCUGUUAAAGAAAAUGCCAAUGACUGCAAUGAUACGUAACUUGAGCAAAAUGACUUCCAUUGGCUUGCUUGCUGAAGGAUCACCUCAAGUUAAAGAUGUUUGUGAUAAACUGCGUGAUGAAGAUCUGCUAAGAAAUGCACGUAUCCAUCCAUUUAAUAUGUUAUUUUCUUUGAAAAUGUAUGAGUCAGGGAAGGGUGAGAAAGGUUCUCUAGAAUGGAAAGCCAAUGUGGAAAUCACCAAAGCAUUGGAGAAAGCAUUUUAUUUAUCAUUUAAGAAUGUUGAACCAACAGGUAAAAGUUGCAUGCUAGCCAUGGAUGUAAGUGGCUCAAUGCAAUCCAGUGGAUGUAUUGGUGCAAGUACAAUAAAGCCUCAUGUGGCUUCUGCUGCAAUGGCUAUGAUGACAGCACGAACAGAAAAACAUCAUGAAUUUGUUGCAUUUAGUCAUGAAAUAGUUCCGAUGAAGAUCUCCAGUAACAUGAAUUUGGAUGAAGUUUUGAACAUUUGUAAUGAAAUUCCAGAAGGUAAAACAGAUUGUGCUCAACCCAUGCUUUAUGCCAUUGACAAAAAUUUGAAGAUCGAUGUCUUUAUUGUUUACACAAAUUCUGAAACACAUUACGGCGAUGUUCAUCCAAGGGAAGCUCUCAAACAAUAUCGUCACCACUCAGGGAUUCACGAUGCUAAACUCAUUGUGGUUGCUAUGACAUCAAGUGGUUUCACUAUUGCUGACCCAGAUGAUCCUGGAAUGCUUGAUAUAGCUGGCUUUGACUCUGCUGCACCACAAAUGAUGAGAGAGUUUAUCUUGUGGAAUCUUUAGAAGUUUUUAGUGAACUUUACUGUAUUUUCUCUAUAACGAAUGUCUUCAUUAAUAUAUGACAAAAAUUCAUAAUUUUUGAUGGCUCAAGUUGAAUGUUGCAUGUGGUCGUCAAAGUUGCUUCGUGCAUGUUUGCGGGCAUGAAUUUUGUAAAGGUCAAUCGCCCUGUUAUGACAUUUUCCCUAAAAAAAACUUUAGCAAAACACGGGAAAACUAAAAGCAGGAUAGCUAACAGUCUGGACUACAUCCCGUGUUUAUUCAUCUCUACAAUGAACUUCGGUAUUUGUACAAAGUCAAUUUGUCAAUUUAUCCACAUUUCUCAUGCCUUGCCUUACAAAAGACAAUUUUCGCAAUUAUUCGCGAGUUAUCACUUAUUUAAUGAUAAGCUUUUCGUCUUGAGAGA